Molecule: messenger RNA, 1073 nt
Organism: Balearica regulorum gibbericeps (East African grey crowned-crane)
Lineage: Eukaryota; Metazoa; Chordata; Aves; Gruiformes; Gruidae
Source: RefSeq, a predicted model, not a curated record
CAUGGGGUAACCUUGGAAAUGUUCUCAAGAGCCAGAGCAAGAUUUCUGAAGCUGAAAGCGCCUAUAGAAAUGCCUUGUACUACCGCAGCAACAUGGCUGAUAUGCUUUAUAAUUUAGGAUUACUACUUCAGGAAAACAGCAGGUUUUCAGAGGCGUUGCAUUACUAUAAACUGGCAAUUGGUAGCAGACCCACAUUAGCUUCUGCCUAUUUAAAUACUGGUAUCAUCCUGAUGAACCAAGGGAAGACAGAGGAAGCCAGGAGGACUUUCCUGAAGUGUUCAGAGAUCCCUGAUGAAAAUCUGAAAGAUCCUCAUGCUCAUAAAAGCUCUGUUACUAGCUGUCUUUAUAACUUAGGAAAACUUUUUCAUGAACAAGGACACUAUGAGGAUGCCCUUACGGUUUACAAAGAAGCAAUACAGAAAAUGCCAAGACAGUUUGCAUCCCAGAGCUUAUACAACAUGAUGGGAGAAGCCUAUAUGAGAAUGAGCCGGUUGCCAGAAGCGGAGCGCUGGUACGUGGAGUCAUUGAGAUCCAAGAGCGACCACAUCCCAGCCCAUCUCACCUACGGAAAACUGCUGGCUCUGACGGGACGCAAGAGUGAGGCAGAAAAGUACUUCGUGAAGGCUAUUCAGCUGGAUCCUACCAAAGGAAACUGCUACAUGCAUUAUGGUCAGUUCCUCCUAGAAGAAUCCCGCCUGAUAGAGGCAGCUGAGAUGGCAAAAAAAGCAGCUGAACUUGAUCAUACAGAAUUUGAUGUUGUUUUCAAUGCAGCCCAUAUGCUCAGACAAGCCAGUCUCAAUGAAGAAGCCGAGAAGUAUUAUGAAAUGGCAGCAGGAUUAAGACCUAAUUAUCCAGCUGCCCUAAUGAAUCUUGGAGCCAUUCUCCAUCUGAAUGGUAAACUGAAAGAAGCUGAAGAAAACUACCUCCUUGCUCUUCAACUUAAACCUGAUGAUGUCAUCACUCAGUCCAAUCUUCGCAAGUUGUGGAAUAUAAUGGAGAAACAAGGUUUGAAGACAUCCAAAACAUGAUGAUGAAAACUCUGAACUUUUUUUUUCUCAUAUUGGUUAAAACCA